Messenger RNA from Paraphaeosphaeria sporulosa, 300 nucleotides. RefSeq lists its product as uncharacterized. Bases 1 to 300 code for a protein of 99 amino acids. The record is from RefSeq and is a predicted model, not a curated record. The transcript is spliced from 2 exons. NCBI's taxonomy places the organism in Eukaryota, Fungi, Ascomycota, Dothideomycetes, Pleosporales, Didymosphaeriaceae.
AUGCCCGGCGUCAUCAAGAUAGUGGUCUCAACAGGCGCGACUUCGGGUCUGCUCCUAGAACAGAGCCAAUCAUACCGCUUCAUGCUCGGAGCCCGUAACUUUAAGCGUGAAGAGAAACACUUCAGCAACUUGUCUUACGACCUGCAGAAGCACAGCUUGACUUUCCUCCCACUCCAGCUCAGCGAUCUUCGCACCGUGAAGACCUUUGCAAAGCAGACCCUUGAGAAGCUCGGGUCGUCCGAUAUUGAUUUGCUGUUUCUAAAUGCCGGCAUCAACAAGCCAGCGGACGAGCCAGUGUAA